AUGGCAACGCCUCAUUCAGGUCAAGUAGCUGGAAUCGUGCCUUCUGGCCCCAGCUCAAGUGGUGGCUGGCAGGCCGAUGAACAUGUUACUCCGACUGAAAUCAGGCAGGCAGCUAAAUUCGCUCAGUACGGUCUCGCAGCAUCAGCUGAAGCACUACGCGAUGCUGGCUUUCCUGAUGGCGUCGGGCUCGAGCCAGAGAUGACGGGAGUCUGUCUGGGCUCCGGCAUAGGUGCCCUGGAAGACCUCUACAACACCUCACUAGCUUACAGCUCAACUACACCUCCAAAUUACCGCAAGAUUCAUCCCCUAUUCGUGCCGAGACUCCUCAUCAAUCUUGGAGCAGGCCAUAUUAGCAUGAGAUACGGUCUCCAGGGGCCAAAUCACACGGCUACGACAGCAUGCACCACGGGUGCUCACUCCAUAGGGGAUGCAAUGCGCUUCAUUGCCCACGGCGAUGCAGACGUAAUGCUUGCUGGUGGUGCCGAGUCCUGUAUACAUCCUUUGGCCAUUGGUGGCUUUGCUAGGUCAAGAAGUUUAGCAACUGGUUUCAAUGAAAACCCCGAAGAGGCCUCUCGACCUUUCGACAGGGAUCGAGCUGGUUUUGUGAUUGGAGAAGGUGCAGCGGUGCUUGUACUUGAGAAGCUUGAGCAUGCCAAACAGCGGAACGCACGCAUCUACGCAGAGAUUGUCGGGUAUGGCUGUUCGGCUGACGCUCACCACAUCACAGCACCAAGGGAGAACGGGUCUGGGGCCCUUAGGGCAAUGCGUCUAGCCCUGAAGCAAGCUAAGCUCCGUCCCUGCAUGGUCGAUUACAUCAAUGCACACGCGACCUCGACAGCACUUGGCGAUGCUGCAGAGAACUCUGCCAUCAAGAGCUUGAUGCUGGGAGAGAACGGGCUCGAAUCAUCAAGUCAUGUCAACGUCAGUAGUACAAAGGGUGCGAUCGGGCACCUACUCGGUGCUGCUGGUGCGAUUGAAGCAUUGUUUACUACUCUGGCAAUACAUGAGGGAGUGAUGCCGCCAACGCUGAAUUUGGAGACCACUACACCAGAAUUUGACUGCAAUUACGCUUCGAAAGAAGCACAGCAACGACAGAUUGAUAUCGCUUUGACCAAUAGCUUUGGAUUCGGAGGUACAAAUGCCAGUUUAUGCUUCAGAAAGCUGUAG
Messenger RNA from Lithohypha guttulata, 1167 nucleotides. RefSeq names its product Mitochondrial beta-keto-acyl synthase (gene CEM1). The record is from RefSeq and is a predicted model, not a curated record. Gene Ontology annotation, biological process: fatty acid biosynthetic process. The coding region runs from base 1 to 1167 and encodes 388 amino acids. Gene Ontology annotation, cellular component: mitochondrion. The transcript has 4 exons. Gene Ontology annotation, molecular function: 3-oxoacyl-[acyl-carrier-protein] synthase activity. Lineage: Eukaryota; Fungi; Ascomycota; Eurotiomycetes; Chaetothyriales; Trichomeriaceae.